GUUUUGUAGUUUAUUGACGUGGAACGGUAACUGUUGAUAACUGAUGAGAGCUGGGAUUUGUAACAGAUUCCUCAUUCUGCAGCUUGGUGUUUUGCAUCAGAUGUGUUGAGCCUUUUGGGAGGACCCUGGCUGGGAGGAGUCCUCUUCGGGGGAAUCCUCAGGGCAACCAUGAAUCCUGACCUGGCAACGUCUGCAUCCCUCUUCCGGAGCCUUGAGCUUGGGACCGGCAAGCCUGGAUCCCUCCCAGGGGUCACGUCCCUGGCAGGGGUCGAAACGGAGCUUCAGAAGAUGCUCAUCGAUGAGAGGAUGAGGUGUGAACACCACAAGACCAACUACCAGACCCUGAAGGUGGAGCACACCAGGCUGCAGGAUGAGUUUACCCGGGGACAGAGUGAGGUAAAGCGUCUGCUCUCCGAGAAGCAGAACUCCCAGGAGCAGAUGCAGAUCUUGCUAGCUGAGCUGCGGGGGGAGCUGCUGGACAAAACCAGGGAGCUAGAGGAGCUCAAGCUGCAGGUCCUGAGCCCCCAGAAAUUGGAGCUUUUGCGAUCUCAGAUACAGCAGGAGCUAGAAGCACCGGUCAGAGACCGCUUCACCCAACUGGAGGAGGAAGCAGAGAGGUAUAGGUCAGAGUUUAACAGGGUGCGGUAUGACUACACCUUCCUGAAGUCCGAGUUCGAUCACCUGAAGGAGGAACACGCCCGCGAGCUGGACGAUAUGAGACUCCGCCUGGAUGCUGAGGUAAGCCGGUUGGAGAGGGACAAGGAAGACCUGAGUGCCAGGCUCCUGAGCUCGGACCCCGAGCGGGACGGCAAGCGAGUCGAGGCACUGCUGCGCGAAAAGGCCCAGCUACACCUGCGGCUGAAGGGCCUGGAAGCGGAGGUGGCCCAGCUGCGGGCCGAGAGGGACAACUCUGGCAUGCAGGCCAAGAACGUGCAGAGAGUCCAGCUACGGCAGCUGGCCGAGUCCCAGGCUGCGAUCAAGGUCCUGGAGGCUGAGAAGCAGUCCCUGCGCAUUCAGCAGGACAGACUGGAUGGCGAACUGCAGCUGAGCCAGGAGCAGAGUGGACUGCUCACCGCGCGCCUGCACAAAGCGGAGAGGGAGGUCAGCGCUCUGACCAGCCAGCUGGAGGAGAUGAGACACUCCCACAAACUGGAGGUGGCGAACGUCAGGCUGGAGUGUGUGCGGGCCAGGGGUGAGCUGGAGGCGGAGAGAGAUGCCCUGCAAAGCAAGGUGGAAGGACUGCAGUCUGACAUGGAUGACCUAAAGGUGGCUCUGGAGCGGAAUAAGGAGCACCUGGCGGAGAAGGAGAGAGAGAUGAUCCGUAAGGUUCAGGCAGCGCGAGAGCAGGAGCUCCACAAAAUGGCAGCGGUCCAGGAGGAGAAGUUGGAGCUGGAGAAUCGCGUGACGGAUCUGGAGCAGCAGAGGACGCUGCAGGAGGCCGCGGAGAUUUCCCAGAAGGAGCAGUGUGAGGAACGGUUCCGGGCCGCCCAGUUGGGCGAGGAAACGGCUCGCAAGGAGGCAUCGUCCCUGAAGAUCAGGAUACAGCAGCAGGCGCGUCAGCUGGAGGAGCUGGAGAAGGAGAAAACAGAGAAUGGAGACCUCCGAAAGCAAAACCAAGAACUGACGGUACAGCUGAGUUCUCUGUCUCAUUCGGAGAGCGAGCUGCUGGAUGCCAACCGGAGGCUGCGGGAGGCGCUGGAGAGGCUGCGGGAGGAUCAGCGCAGCGCCCGCUGCCAGGCCGAAAGGGCCCAGUUGGAGGCAGAGAGGGUGCUGGAGGAGCGACGGGUGGAGUGGCUGCAGGAGAAGCACCAACUGCAGGAGCGUGAAGCCCAACUAGAAACGAAGGGCAGUCAGGCUCGGGAGAAGCUGCAGAGAGCAGCACUGGCCCAGAAGAAGAGGAAGACCAUGAGCGAGCUCAAGGAGAAGAAGCUUCAGGACAAGAUUCAGUUGCUGGAGGCCAGGAUAGAGCAGAUGGAGAUCGAGAAAAGCACAGAGAAUAAGAUUUCCUCCCGCAUGUUGAGUACUGACCUCCCCAUCUCUGUGUCCCUCACCCCCCAAAGAAAGGUGUUUUCUGAGGAGCAGCUUCAGCUCCAGCGCCGCCUGAAGGAGCUGCAUAGGAGGCACGGCGAGUUUCGCCGCUUGCUCCUGGGAACGCAGUCGGCCCCCGGCCCCCCAGAUGAACAGCACCAGAGGCAACUGUCAUCACUACGUCGGCGCCUCGAGGAACUGGAGACUAUGCAGCAGCAGCAGCUAGAGGAUCUGGGCGGCCCGCUGUAGCGUAACGGGGAGCGGGAGAGGAGGGACGCCCCGCCGGCAUCAUGGACUCGCUCCCCGGACUCUGGCGUUAGCUGCUGCUGGAGCACUUCCUAAAACAAAACUGUCAGACGGCCUUUCAACAUCCCCCUGUGGAUGUGGGUUUUCUGAUGUCGGUGCACUGGUGUGAGGGACAUGCUCAACACUGCAGGGCUGUGACGUGAAAAAGGGACACAUUUGCAGCAAUUACCUGACUUUAAUUUAUGCCCUGUUUUCUUUUGGUACUUUACAUGCAGGCAUUAAAUUGUGCUGAAUUUUUA
Paramormyrops kingsleyae is the source of this 2573-nucleotide messenger RNA. Lineage: Eukaryota; Metazoa; Chordata; Actinopteri; Osteoglossiformes; Mormyridae. The record is from RefSeq and is a predicted model, not a curated record.